GAAUAGAAGGAUACAUAAGAGUAGAAUAUCAACUGAUGUGUAAAAUACAUGAACUAGCGGCGACUAUCACUAGUCUGAGUGAACUUCAGAAUGAGUACAAUGUAUUAGAAAUGGCCCAAUCUGGCAGAAAAAUAGAUACCAAGAAACUAUUUAACAAUGAAGUUAACAGUAAAUUGAAGCAAGAUAGACCAUGGAAGAAAGAUGCCAAAUACUUCCAGAAAACUUAUAUCACGUCAUUGGCACUUCUUAAGAUGUCAUUACAUGCCGAGUCUGGUGGAUCCAUUGAAAUUAUGGGCAUGAUGACUGGUAAGAUUGUGGAACGUGGCAUUGUAGUUAUGGAUGUGUAUCCUCUUCCCGUAGAAGGAACCGAAACCCGAGUCAAUGCACAAGCUGAAGGCUAUGAGUAUAUGGUACAAUAUCUUGAGCAGCUGAAGAAGGCCGGCCGAGAAGAGCACAUUGUUGGUUGGUAUCAUUCACAUCCAGGAUAUGGAUGUUGGCUCUCUGGGAUAGAUGUAGCAACACAAAGUCUUAAUCAAAAUUUCCAAGAUCCAUACUUGGCGGUAGUUGUUGAUCCAUCCAAGACAAUUGCACAAGGUAAAGUGGAAAUUGGUGCAUUCCGGACGUACCCUGAUAAUUAUAAGCAACCAACAACGAAGAAUGGUACUAUGAAGCAAAAGCAUAGUAGUGGAGAGAAGAAACUCCCCAAGGAGAAAAGACAAGAUUUUGGGGCACAUUGUGAUAAUUAUUAUUCUUUGGACAUAGAAAUCAUCAAGUCUGAGAAUGAUUCAGCCGUCAUUGACUUGCUUACGGAUCAAUCGUGGAUCUCUGGAUUAAUUAAUACACUGGCAAGAUCUACACAGAAAGAAGAAGAAUUUUCUGACCUUGUUCAAGGAUUGAUUGAUAAAUGUAAAGAGCAGGAACAUGGUAAGUUGAGUUUAAUGGAAGUAUCAUUUCAUAGGAAAUUUGAUCAAAUUUUCGAGGAAGAAAUAAGUGAACGAUUACUUGUAACGCAGGCGGAAACAAGAAAUAGUGCAUUUGUGCUGAAUGUAAGUCCAAGUGAUGGUGAGGACCAUGAUAUGGAAGAUGAGAGUGAUUUAGAGGCUGGUGCUGGUAAGGCAUUGGAUGUUUCAGAUGUUGCGGAAGAGGAGGAUGAUGAUGACGAUGAUAUGUCUAUGGAAAGCACCACCAUUUCAAGGAAUAAACGGAAUGAUGCAGAAGAAGAUCUUGAAAAUGAAGAAAUGAUGUCAGCAUACGGGAUGGCUCGGAGACAACGGAAAAUUCAAAGAAGACGACCUGGUAGUAAUAGUAGUAGUGAAAAUUUACUGAGAUCAAGGUUAGGGAUAGUUGUGGAUGGACCACAUUAUUUGGGUCGUCAAAAGGAAUCAUUAUCUGCAUAUGGAGAACAUGACUUGAAAAUGGCUAAAAAUAAUAAGAAUAUGAAUCAAAUCCUGAGAACUGGUGAAUUGAUUGCCACUUUGGCCAUUGAAGAUUUGCUUACAUUAAGAGCACAACAAAAAGUGUUUGGGGGUUUAAAUUAGGAGACGUAAUAGAAAGAGAAGAAAUAAGAUAAAUAGAGUGUAGGCAAUCAGAAAAAAAAU
Molecule: messenger RNA, 1598 nt
Organism: [Candida] anglica
Lineage: Eukaryota; Fungi; Ascomycota; Pichiomycetes; Serinales; Debaryomycetaceae
Source: the annotation of a GenBank genome assembly